AGAGGAAGGGUUUAGAGCAAAAAGGGGAACUGAUGUGCAGCAGAUGUUUCCAGAUUGCUGAGUGGACAGUAAGUUCUGGGAGGAGACCGAUGGUCCGAACCCGGACGGACAGAAAACCGUUGGAGGGUUUCUGCAGACGCAGAGGGAGCUGAGGAGGAGCGCCACGGUUUCUCCUGCAGUCUGAGGGGAGGUCAGCUUUUGGGGGCCGAUGGAGGACAAGGACCACUACCGCUUUGAGAAUGAGAUGGACACCAGCGUGCUGUGGCUCAAAGAGACUCCGCCUCCUGCCCCGGGCCCAGGCCCGUCCAGGCUCCGGUUCUGGAUGGUUCCUGCUCUGAUGGCUGGCGUCCUCCUGGUUCUCAUCGUGGUUCUAGGAGUCUACAACAGUAAGACGUCUGGCCGCCUGGCGUCCACAGAGGGGCGGGUAUCAAACCUGACCGCCAGCGUCCAAUCACUGAACGCCUCUCUGCAGCACGCUAACGAGGCCAUUAAGGAACUUCAUCGGCUGCAGUUCUCUGUGCAGAACCACGGCGAGCAGCUGACUGCAGUGUCCGAGGCGCUGAAGCACCUGUCGGCGGUGGACUCCCUGAGCCGGAGCGUGGCUGAACUCAGAUGUUCCCUCAACAGGCUCAGCAAUAAUGGUUCUGCAGAGGACGAGUGCUGUUCUCUUGGCUGGACUCAGUUCGGUUCCAGCUGUUACUUCUUCAGCCGCGUCUCUCUGAACUGGAACGAGUCCAAAGUCUGGUGUGAGAAGCAGAACGCUCACCUGGUCAUCAUCAUCACCGACAAGGAGUGGGACUUUGUGACCAAAACGUCCAUUCCUGAUUGGUACUGGGUCGGCUUGUCUGAUGGAAGGACGGGGAAGUGGGAGUGGGUGAACCACACCCCCUACACAGUAGAGCACAGGCGCUGGAGACCUGGCCAGCCCGACAACUGGGUGGUCCCGGUGUUGGGGAGUGAAGACUGCGCUCACCUGUACGCCGACGGGCUGCUGAACGACCUGCACUGCUGCAGAAGAUGCGCUUCAUCUGCCAGAGACACGCCUGACACAGGCUCCGCCCACAAGCCGCCCCAACGUCGCCAGGCGGACGACCAGCUGCAUCAACGAAUCAGGAAAACUUUCCACUUGAGUGUAAACCAGCAAAGGUUCUCUGGGCCUCGGACUGGCAUUGAACCGGUUCUGGUCAGGUUCUGCUUUGAUGUUAAAGGAAAAUCUAGUUCUGACAGUAAACGGGUCAAAACCGUAAAUAAAAAAAAAAGACGUCUUCUGACGGUCUGACGGUUCUUAGCUGCUCCUGGAGGAGAACCAAUUGGAACAAAGGAGAAUCUGAUUGAAACGGUUCUACGUCAAAUCUGAAAGGGUCUGAAUUUACCGAGGAGGAGGAUCCAAUCGGACCAAUGAGAAGAACCUGUGAAAACCAAGAACGAUAGGACGAUAGAACCAAAGAAUGAUAGAAUCAAAGAACCAUAGAACCAAAGAACCAUAGAACCAAAGAACGAUAGAACCAUAGAACCAAAGAACAAUAGAACCAAAGAAAGAUUUUCAUAGAAGUUCAUCUGCACCCUGUGAGAACCCACCAGCACCGAGACAGUUCCGUUCAGACCCAGGUCCUCCUGCAGAGCAUUAUAGCAGAACCAGACAGAACCCUGUUAGAACCUGCUGGAGGUUCUCCUCUGUGUUAAAUAUGAAGACAUGACAGAUUGAAUAAAAAGUUCUGAUCCAAA
Oryzias latipes (Japanese medaka) is the source of this 1725-nucleotide messenger RNA. RefSeq names its product asialoglycoprotein receptor 1. Lineage: Eukaryota; Metazoa; Chordata; Actinopteri; Beloniformes; Adrianichthyidae. Gene Ontology annotation, cellular component: plasma membrane. Gene Ontology annotation, molecular function: transmembrane signaling receptor activity. The record is from RefSeq and is a predicted model, not a curated record.